Molecule: messenger RNA, 6209 nt
Organism: Theileria parva strain Muguga
Lineage: Eukaryota; Apicomplexa; Aconoidasida; Piroplasmida; Theileriidae
Gene: Spt6
Product: SH2 domain protein
Exons: 5
Coding region: 192-6209 (2005 amino acids)
Biological process (GO): nucleosome organization; positive regulation of transcription elongation by RNA polymerase II; mRNA transcription by RNA polymerase II
Cellular component (GO): transcription elongation factor complex
Molecular function (GO): nucleosome binding; histone binding
Source: RefSeq, a predicted model, not a curated record
UUUUAAAUGUAGAUAUAAUAUAAUAACUUAAUGCCUUGUUUUUGUAUUUAUUAUAUACCUCCGAGCUUUUUAAUACGAUUUUAAUUUUAACACAAUUUUUGUAUACUUCAGAUUAAUACCUUUUAAUUUCCCAACCCAAUGUUUAAAAUAUUAAUUUUUAUUUGAUUUUUUAAUUUAUUUAUUAUUUUCAAAUGGUCAAGCCAGAUGAAAUUAAUAAUUUAACAACAUCAAACCUAAAUUCUAAAGAUCACAAAAAAGAUCUUCACGUUUCCUUCAAUAUCGAAGAAUCUAACCACAGAGAAUCCAGUUAUACAGGAUCUAACCACAGAGAAUCCAGUUAUACAGGAUCUAACCACAGAGAAUCCAGUUAUCUAGGAUCCAAUAAUACUGGGCCAAAUAGUACUGGUCCAAAUAGUACUAAUUUAGAUUUAAAACAUGAAGCUUAUGGGAGUCCAGAUUCUCCAAGUGUUAUGUCAGAUGAGGAAAUAGAAUUUCAUCCUCUAAAUCCUUUCCUUAAAGAUUCUAAAUUUUACCGUAAAAAGAAUGAAGAUUACGCUACAAAUUCGGAAAACGAAUACGAAGAAUCGGAAGAGGAGGAGAGCCAGAAGAGGUCUGAAAAAUCUGACCUCGAUCCCAAAUCUAAAAAGAAGCAGAAAGUGUUAAAACAAGUUGUGAAGGAGAGUUACAUUGACACAAUGGCAGAGGAAUCCGAAGCAUCUGAGCUGGAAAGUGAAGAAGAUGACUACGAUGAUGAACUUGAUAAUGAAAUCCCAGAAGAGCUCAGAGAUUUCAUCACAGAUGAAGUCGUGGAAGAUUACGAAGAAGAAGCAAGUGAUGUCGAGUACGAUCCACUCAAAUUCGAUGAAGACGACCUCGAACUAAUCGCAGAAAACACCGGCACCAAAUUAUCCAAAGGCGACUUUGAUGAUGAGGAGGAUAACAAGCGGUUGCGAAGGUUGAAAAAGGGAACAAAGAAGUCCGAGCCUGAGGCUGAAGAUUUGUGGUAUGACGAGGAAUCGAAUCAGGAAUUUGAGCUGAGUGACGUUUGGGCAACUGUUGCAGAGUGUUUUGGCCAAGUUGAUUUGGUAGUACAGAUACUAAAAAAUGAACGGAACCCAAACAACGCACCAGUGGAACAGUAUGACUCAGAUUAUGACCCAGACACUGACCCAGACAAUGAACCGGCAAAUGACGUAGAUGAAGAAUUGGUUAACAGAGUUGAAACCAUCAAAAUCACACCGUCAGAACCCGAAAAAAAUCUUGAACAAUUGAUCGAUAUUGAUGAGUUGCAAAAUGAGUAUUUAACAAAAGAGGAUGAGGAGAUAAGGCAGGUGGAUGAGCCGGAGCGUUUGUAUAUACGUUACCGGAACAGGCCAAGGCGUACAGAUGAACGUGAGAUACAAAGUGAAGCGCAAUGGAUGACAAGAAGAUUAAUGCAAGAAUUUAACAUUGAUUUAUCCAAAGACAGUGUGAAACGAACAUAUGAAAAGAUAUUCAGGGGGACUUACACCAAUAAUCACAACUCAGUGGCAAGUGAUGUUACAGAGAAGUGUGAACUUCUUCUCAACUGGCUACUCAAUGAACGUUUCGAAGUACCAUUCAUACUAUACCAUAAAAGACAUUUAAUUUGUCCACCACUCACAGAUUCCAUCGUUUGGAGAGUUUAUCAACUGGAUCUCGAAUGGGUCAGAUUAAACACGUUGUCCAAACAGAUCCAAACUAAAAUUGGUAAAAUCGGACAUGAAAAUCUUUCUAGUGAUAUUCUCUACUAUUCUACCAAUUUUGACCACAUCAAUGACCUAAACGACGUUAACAUACAUCUUUUAUAUCAUCACAAAUUGGACACUGAUUUACCACAGGAUACUGAAUCAGAGGAUGCUGAAUUAGUAGAGGACACCGAAUUAGCAGAGGAAACAGAAUCAGUAGAGGAUACAGAAUUAGCAGAGGAAACUGAAUUAGCAGAUACAGACUUAGAGGAAAAGAAUGAAGCAGUUGAGAUGAUGGAGGAGCUGCAUGAGGAUACGGAACGAGUUGAUAAGGAAGUUGAGUAUCAGUAUGAUGAGAUUUUCGGUGAUUUCGAACCCGUUGAUAAUCCGACACAUAACAGAUCAUUACCCUCAACACCAAAUACGCCAACCCUUGACCUUGACGAACCCGAAGAUAUUACUUCCGAUUCCAUAUCCGACACAAUUCCCUCCGAUUCCACAUCUGACUCCAGAUCUGACUCAACAUCUCACACAACGUCUGACACAAAAUCUGACUCAACAUCGGAUUCAGUUCUCUCUGGUGAUGAACGGGAUUUGGAUCAGGUAUCAGAAGUUGAGAGUGAGGACAGUGCUGAUAUGGCAAUGGACAACGAUGAAGUUGAGACUUCGUUAAUGUACGAGAGUAAGGAAUUGAAAGGUGACUUAAAAGCUUCAGACCAAUUAAAUGACCGAGAUGAACAUCAAUCCACAGAUAACACGACAAACUAUAACAUGACAAAUUAUACCACGACAAACUAUACCACGACAGGUACCUUAACUAACCAUAAGGAUGUGGACGUGAAAAAGUCGGUGCGAAAGUUGGAAAAGCCUGUUUUGAGAGUCAAGUUGAAGAAAAACUCUUCGGUGUAUUUGGUGGAGAAUAUUGAAAAACUUGGCUUGGAUGUGAUUUGCACGAUAAUACCGACGGCGGACGAGUUUUACAAAUUGCUGGAUAAGCACUUGAUUAACACGGGGCACAGAGACUUUAGACUCACAGAUGUGAAGGAUCUUGAUUUAGACUUUACCGGGAUGAAUUUUGACUUGGAUAUUGAUCAGCUGUUUUCGCCAUUCAUGACAGGGCCUUUUUCAACCAGUAAGCACCUGUUCAACUCAAUCGUUGACUAUUAUUGUACCAAGUAUAGCACUCACAUUUCUAUUCGAAGAUUGUUUCGAGAGUAUUUUAGAAACUACUGUAGCAUAACUUGUGUGACAACGAUCAAGGGUGAGGCGUCUCUGGAGGUUACAGAUAAUUCCUGGUUUAUCAAGAGAAUGAUGCGUUUGCCGGUGAAUAAACUGUUGAAAACGUUACAAACGCAGUAUAAUUAUCCGUAUUACCUGGAGAAAUCAGAGCGACAAGCAUAUGUGCAGAGAAAGACAAAUAACCUAAAGUUGCAAGAGAUGUAUUUACACAUGUUAAAAUUACAAGAAAGCGGUGAAAUUAACAUAUUAUUCCAUCCACUGACACCACUUGAUAAUUUAUACCACAAGUCUGACCAGUACAAUACGAGGAUCACAAAUUUGUACGGCACCAUUGGUACCACAGUGUCAGCUGACCAUGAAACUGACACCGUAAAGAAUUUAAUAAACAGGGAAUUAAUAUUAUUAAGUAAUUUUUAUGAAAAUGACCAAAAGUAUAUUAACGGGAUGGUAAAACAGUUGGUGGGUUUAUUUCAAAAAUUCAAGUCCGAUACGGCGCCAGAAUCAGACAUUUCCCAGGAAGAGGAUUAUUUUGUGUCAAACACUUUGGAUAUGAGUUCAGUAGGUAAUAACUUUUACUUCUUCAUGUGUAAAACGAUUUUGACAAGGUUGUUUCACAAGUACUUGAUACCCACGUAUAAGAAGGAGAUUAAGGAAUUGUUGUAUCACACAUCUACGAACACGGUGUUGUAUAAUAUACAGUUGAAUUUCCUAAACCAGCUGGAUAUGAACACGUCCACAAUCCCCGAUAAGUUUAUCCCAGAGUCAGAAAAGUCACCGAGGGAAACUAAAAGAGGUAGUAGGAGAAGUAGUAUUGAGCGGAGAAACUCACAAUUCAGUGACAGAGACGAGACGGAGCUGACUGAGAAUAGCGACAACGGCUCAGUAAUGACACUGAUAGCAAAUAACGAAGGCUCUGACAUUUACAUGUGCAUCUACGGUGCCACCUCUGUAUACAUAACAAAGUACACCAGUAUCCUCAAGUACAUGGUGGAAAACGAGUCAGACACCAGACACAACAACGCCAUGCUCAAUAACUGGUACAAGAUCAUCAUUGACCUGAUUAUUAAACAUGACGUCACAGUCAUGAUCGUAGGACUAACCAAUUUGUACUCUUUAAAUUUAUACUACGCACUGCACAGAAAUGUACACAAAUACAACAAUGUCAGACUUAUCAAAUAUAGCACCAACGUUUCACACUUGAUUGUGCUAAAAUAUAUAAACUCUAACCAGUUUAACUCCAACAAGUUUAACUCUAGCGGGUUUAACUCUAACAAGGUGAAAACCGGUUCUUCCAUUGGUUUGGGCGGUUCAGGGAUAUAUGAGGUCAUUUAUAGCCCAGUCUAUUACAUAUUGUUAUCCCUGAGCACUAGCAGACUGUAUAAGAAUUAUACUAUGGAACUGGUAGAGUUAUGGGACGAGAAGGAUAAUUACCUCCUAAAGCUUAAUUAUCAUCAUUUGCAGGGUAUGGUAUCCAGGGAUAAACUCCAGGAAUAUAUCAACUACGUCCUAAUGCUAUGGAUUAACAAGUAUGGAAUCCAUGUUAACACUUUGCUGAGUUAUCAUAAAAAGUGGAAUUUCGCUGUUCAGUAUGGGAGUAACAUAACAGUCUCAGAGUCAGACUACAUUAACACGUUCAUCGACUAUAGAAAGAAUAUACAAACGUAUCUUUCAUUUAUUUGUGGAUUAGGGAUUCGAAAGGCUCAGAUGCUGUUGAGCAGGUUAAGGAACUUUGUACCCACUAGCAGGAAUAACAUGUUGGAACUGGUUGGUAACUUGGUAUUCCACAACAUGGCCUCGUUUAUAAGGUUCAGUCACUCUGUAGACUCUUUGGACACUACAAGAAUACAUCCAGUGGAGUCCGGAUUCAUAGCACAGAAAUUGUGCAACGGAUCCCUAGACGAUAAACUUGACGGAGAAGACUCAAUUCAUGAAAUUUUAGCUAAUCCAGCCAAACUAGACGAGCUAGAUUUAGAAUCGUAUUCCGUACUACUGUGUCAGAAACAGGACAUGACAAGGAUGUUUCCCUAUUUAUUAUUUAUUAAACAUGAGCUACAGUUUCCAUAUAACGUGAGAUUCUCAGAUCCGUCAGAGACACAGUUGAAUGGCAUUGCCAAACCCCUCAAUUCCAGUAACACAGUUGGCUCUUUAGACGAAUUUGAAACCUUUUACAAUGUGUUAAAACUGGAUAAAAAUGUGUUCAAACACGGGACUAACGUACUGUGUAAAUUUAACUAUUAUUACAACAGUUCCAGGUAUAAUCUGACAAUACUGCCACACCAGCUCAAGGGAAACGCCACCGACAUGCAUCACUUCAAAGUGGAACUAAACAAAGUCAACCCAGCCUCACGACACACCAAUCUCACCAAUGAGGUGUUUUACGGACGGGUGUUGGAGGUGGACUUUAGGCCUGUGGUAUUGGAGAAUGGAAUGUACAACUAUAAAGUUGGCAUUUGUUUAACAAAUGGUAACAAGAGAAUGCUGCUGAAUCGGUUCCUAAACAACUUGUACGACGAUAAUUUGGGAGAAUUCCUGUCACCCCUCGUCAAGUUCGAUGUCAACUAUAACAAGUAUAAUAACCUACAAAACGUCCACAGGAGGAAACUGCAAUAUAAAAGAAUUAUACGACACCCACUCUACAGGAUCUGGAACCAUCAAAAAGUCCUAACAUACCUCAAACAAAUCGAUGUGCCGAUUGGCGAGUGUUGUAUAUGUCCGAUGAAUGAGUUGGAUAAGUUAAACUUGAUAAUAAAGACGUGUGGUGACCCGUUCAACUAUGUGACAUUUGUGAUUUACGAGAAGAACCAGCGUGUGCCAGGCGAGUUAGGGAGAGAAUUAUACUUACAAAAUGAAAAGUACACAAAUCUGGACCAAAUCUCAUCACAGUUUGUGGAAAUCCUAAAGCUUAACUUGGAGGAAUGUUACACACAUCCGAAGUUUAGGAAUAACCCCGACGUUGCCAAGGUGGAACGUGAGUUGAUCCAGGAAAGCUCCCUGAAACCAGACAACAUCACCUGGGCCAUCAUCCCCUCAAUGAAAAAGGGAUUUAACAACCCGCUCAAGUUCAUUUUAAUCGUAAUUCCGCCCGGAUUUAACCUCAUUUCAGAGGUUAAAAGUCUUCAAGAUCCGAUCUACGUCACACACAAAUCUUUCAGACUCUGGACACAUGAAGAAAAGUCACUAAAACAACUAAUCUCCUGGUGGAAGGAGUACGGAUACUGGCACCGAAACACCGAAAAAAAUAAAUUCCAACAACAACGCAAAUGA